ACAAAAUUGCUGACCAUUUGAUUCCACUCGCUAGUCUCGACUAGCAAGAAUGAGUGCCACAGCUGCCGCCCUUGCCAUGGUGGAGGAAACCAUUCAUCAUGUUGACAGGCGUGCAGUUGCCAACCGCUACGCUGCCCAACUUCAGCUGUGCUGCCCCCACAGCCCCACCUCAUAUACCCGAGCCCGCACCAUCCAUGGCCACAUGAUAACUUCUGGGUUCAAGCCGCGUGGCCACAUUCUCAACCGCUUGAUUGAUGUGUAUUGUAAAUCAUCUAACCUUGGAUACGCCAAGAAACUGUUUGAUAGAAUUCCCCAACCAGAUGUUGUCGCAAGAACCACUUUAAUAGCUGCAUAUUCUGCUUCUGGGAGUCCUAAGCUUGCAAGGGCUAUUUUUGAUGGGACACCUUUGCGGGUUCGGGAUACAGUUAUAUAUAAUGCUAUGAUCACCUGCUAUUCGCACAACGAUGAUGGCAAUGCCGCAAUUAGGCUGUUUAAUGAUAUGAGAAAGAAUGGUUUUUGGCCCGAUAACUUUACAUAUACAAGUGUAGUUAGUGCUUUGGCUUUAAUAGCUGAUCAAGAAAAGCAUUGCGGGCAGCUCCAUUGUGCAGUUGUCAAGUCUGGAACUGGCAUGGUAAUCUCGGUGAUGAAUGCGCUUAUAUCGGUGUAUGUAAAGUGUGCUGCAUCGCCAUUAGUGUCUGCCUCUUCUUUGUUGGGCUCAGCAAGGAAGUUAUUUGAUGAGAUGCCUGUGAGGGAUGAAUUGUCCUGGACAACUAUCAUUACAGGAUAUGUGAAAAACAAUGAGCUUGCUGCUGCUCGUGAAGUCUUUGACGGAAUGGAGGAGAAAUUGGUGGUUGCUUGGAAUGCAAUGAUUUCAGGAUAUGCGCACAAGGGAUAUUCUUCUGAAGCAUUAGAAAUGUUUAGAAGGAUGUGUCUGUUAGGCAUUAAGCACGAUGAAUAUACGUAUACCAGUAUCAUUAGUGCCUGUGCGGAGGCUGGAUUGCUUCUUCAUGGAAAGCAGCUGCAUGCUCACAUUCUGCGAACAGAGCCCACAACUGGAGGGGAAUUUUCAGUUUCUGUCAGCAAUUCCCUGAUGACAUUCUACUGGAAAUGUAAUAAGAUUGAUGAUGCCCGUAAAAUAUUUGACAAGGCUGUCGUUAAGGAUCUUGUUUCUUGGAAUGCAAUCUUAUCAGCAUAUGUGAGCGCAAGAAGAAUUAGAGAAGCAAAAUCUUUUUUUGACCAGAUGCCUGAGAAAAAUUCUUUAUCAUGGACAGUUAUGAUAGCGGGAUUUGCACAAAAUGGGUUUGGAGAGGAAGGUUUGAAGCUGUUCAAUCAGAUGAGGUUAAAUGGUAUUGAACAGUGUGAUUAUGCUUUUGCUGGGGCAAUUACUUCUUGUGCAGUGCUUGCAGCUUUAGAGCACGGGCGACAACUUCACACUCAGCUGGUGCUGCUUGGUUUUGAUUCAAGCCUUUCAGCUGGAAAUGCAUUAAUAACAAUGUAUGCCAGAUGUGGUGUUGUUGAGGCAGCACACUUCUUGUUUCUUACCAUGCCCUACGUGGAUUCGGUAUCUUGGAAUGCAAUGAUAGCCGCCUUAGGCCAGCAUGGACAUGGCUGUCAGGCACUGAGACUUUUUGAAGACAUGCUGGGUGAAGAAAUAGCUCCUGAUCGAAUAACCUUCCUCACUGUUCUUUCUGCCUGUGCUCAUGCGGGUUUGGUGGAAGAAGGAAGCCGCCUUUUUAAUUCAAUGUAUGAGAAAUUUGGAAUAAGCCCUGGUGAAGAUCAUUAUGCGCGUUAUAUUGAUUUGUUGUGCCGAGCUGGAAAGUUAUUAGAAGCAAAAGAUGUAAUUCAUUCUAUGCCUUUUGAGCCUGGGGCACCUAUUUGGGAAGCUUUCCUUGCUGGUUGUCGAAAUCAUCGAAAUAUAGACUUAGGGGUUCAAGCUGCAGAGCGACUCUUUGAUCUGAUUCCGCAACAUGAUGGAACCUAUAUACUCUUGUCAAACAUGUUCUCAAGUUCUGGUCGUUGGGAUGAUGCAGCCAAGGUGCGAAAAUUGAUGCGAGACAAAGGAGUUAAGAAAGAGCCUGCUUGUAGUUGGAUUGAGGUUGAUAACAAAGUGCAUGUAUUUUUGGUGGAUGAUACUGUACACCCUGAGGUACUAGCAAUUUAUGAGUAUCUAAAAGAGUUAGGACUGAGAAUGAGGAAACUGGGAUAUGUUCCAGACACAAGAUUUGUCUUGCACGAUAUGGAGUCUGAACAGAAGGAGUACGCUCUGUCAACUCACAGCGAGAAGCUAGCAGUUGUUUAUGGCCUGCUAAAACUUCCUCCUGGAGCCACAAUUAGGGUUUAUAAAAACCUUCGCAUUUGUGGGGAUUGCCAUAACGCAUUAAAGUUCAUGUCACUCGCAGAGCAGAGAGUGAUUAUUGUGAGAGAUGUGAAGAGAUUUCAUCACUUCAGGAAUGGUGAAUGCUCAUGUGGUAAUUACUGGUGAUAGGAGAUAUUCUUACUUUCUUUAUCCACUGGUUUGUGAUUUCCUCCUUCACUGAAGGGCGUGGUAUCAGCCGGCUGAUGGAAGGGAUCAAACAAAGCAAUUUCUCAAGCAUGUCCUCAAAUGGUGCCACUUGUUCAUGGAAUUGGAGGAAGCUAUUGAAGGUCAGGUCUAUAGCUAGGCAAUGUAUACAGAUGGUUAUUGGUGAUGGUCAAGCAACUUUUCUUUGGCAAAACUGGUGGCACCUUCUGGGUCCUUUACUGCAAGCGUUCUCUUCUCAAGUGUUUUAACUCUUCAAGAACUCUGAGAAGCCAAAAGUGUCCUCUAUUCUUAGUGGUGGUUCUGGGAAUUGGCCUCAUAGGAGAUAUCUGAGGGGUGAGGUAAUAUCUCUUAUAAAUGCUAUGCCUCCUCAACCGCUCCCUAUCCCUGGCUAAUCUGAUUCAGCAAUUUGGCUUUCUUCUGCUUGUCGAAUGUAUAUUGCAAAAUCAGCUUUGAUGCAGUUAAGUGUACCAAGUGCUCCUGUUCCUUGGUUUAAACGUGUAUGGGGUAAGAAGCAUGUCUCACGCCUUGCUUUUAUCUUAUGGUUAGCCUGCAGGAAGAGACUAAAUACAAACGAUGGGCUCAUUUCUUGGGUAUUGAAGGGGAACCAGGAUGUGUGUUUUGUUCUUCUGCAGAUGAGGAUCUGAAGCAUCUGUUCUUUCUUUGUCCAUUCUCACACUGUAUGGGAGACUGUGCAAAGAAAGUGUCUUUUAUAUAGAAUGGCAGAUAAUCUUGACACUGAGAUUACUUGGUUUGUAAAACACAGUUCAAAUGCCUCAUUCAUAUGUUGCGGUAGAAGAGUCAUUUUACAGCAUCUGUAUACCAUUUAUGGAAGUUCAGAUAUCAGAUUGUGUUUAGAGAUGAUCUCAUGCUUGCAGACUGUAUCGUUGGCAAGAUUAUCUCAGAUGUUAGAAAGGUGGAUACUAGAUGGAGAGGUGGACCAGAAACAGGAAAUUGCUGAUUUAUAUUAUGCAUUGGUCUGCUUUUCCCGAUAGUUAGAUAGCUUUUAUGGCUAGUUGUUUGCUCUG
This is a messenger RNA of Coffea eugenioides, 3546 nucleotides long. Its product is annotated as pentatricopeptide repeat-containing protein At1g25360. Bases 50 to 2482 code for a protein of 810 amino acids. Lineage: Eukaryota; Viridiplantae; Streptophyta; Magnoliopsida; Gentianales; Rubiaceae. Gene Ontology annotation, biological process: RNA modification. The transcript is spliced from 2 exons. Gene Ontology annotation, molecular function: RNA binding; zinc ion binding; protein binding. The record is from RefSeq and is a predicted model, not a curated record.